This is a messenger RNA of Balearica regulorum gibbericeps (East African grey crowned-crane), 2154 nucleotides long. The record is from RefSeq and is a predicted model, not a curated record. NCBI's taxonomy places the organism in Eukaryota, Metazoa, Chordata, Aves, Gruiformes, Gruidae.
GAAUUUCCAUUUUUUACCUUGACGACCUUUCCACCAGGCUUUCUUGUCCAUGUUGGUGGUGUUGUCAGUGCACGGUCUGUGAAGCUCCUGGAUCGCAUCCACAAUCCUGCCUUUGUCGGAAUUAUGGGUAACACAAGAUCAUACAAACUGCUAGACUGGAAUAGUUUCAAUUCAGAUGAACCAGAGACACGAGAUGCAUGGUGGGCAGAAAUCAGACAAGAAAUAAAAUCCCAUGCCAAGGCAUUGGGUUGUCAUGCUGUAGUGGGCUACAGUGAAUCAACUAGCAUUUGUGAAGAGGUCUGUAUUUUGUCCGCGUCUGGCACAGCAGCUGUACUGAACCCUAGGUUUCUUCAGGAUGGCACCAUGGAAGGCUGUUUGGAACAAAGGAUUGAAGAAGCUUCACCACCAGGUUGUGGAUUUUGCCAUAUACCGUAUGAUGAAUUGAACAUGCCAUUCCCUGCUCACCUCACUUACUGUUACAACUGCAGGAAGCAAAAAGUUCCUGAUGUCCUUUUUACCACAAUUGAUCUUCCUGUAGAGGCAAUAGUUAUUGGGAAGGGAUGUCUUAUUCAAGCCAGGUUAUGCCGUCUAAAGAAGAAAGCUCAAGCUGAAGCAAAUGCGACAUCUAUCAGUAAUCUCUUGCCAUUUAUGGAAUAUGAAGUGCACACCCAACUGAUGAAUAAACUUAAGCUGAGAGGAAUGAAUGCUUUAUUUGGGCUGAGGAUUCAGAUCACUGUGGGUGAAAAUAUGCUAAUGGGGUUGGCAUCUGCAACAGGGGUGUAUUUAGCCGCUUUGCCAACACCUGGUGGUAUUCAGAUUGCUGGGAAGACUCCAAAUGAUGGCACCUAUGAGCAGCAUAUAUCUCACAUGCAAAAGAAAAUAAAUGAUACAAUAGCAAAAAACAAGGAACUUUAUGAAAUUAAUCCUCCAGAGCUACCUGAAGAAAUCAUUGGGUCUCCCAUUCCAGAGCCAAGACAGCGUUCCAGGUUAUUAAGAUCUCAGUCAGAAAGCUCUGAUGAAGUUACAGAGCUAGACCUUUCACAUGGGAAAAAGGAUGCUUUUGUCUUGGAGAUUGAUGAUACAGAUGCAAUGGAAGACGUACAUUCUUUACUGACAGAUGUUCCGCCACCUUCUGGUUUUUACAGUUGCAACACAGAAAUUAUGCCUGGUAUAAAUAACUGGACACCGGAAAUUCAAAUGUUCACAGCAGUAAGAGUAUCCAGAUUAAGCAACGUUAACCUAACGAAUCAAACACUUAAUAAGAACUUUAAUGAUCUCUGUGAGAAUCUGUUGAAGAGCUUGUAUUUUAAACUACGAUCUAUGGUUCCCUGCUGCCUUUGUCAUGUAAAUUUUACAGUUGCUCUACCAGAGGAUGAAUUAGUUCAGAUUGCAGUUACAGCUGUUGCAAUUACAUUUGACAAAAACCAAGCGUUACAAGCCAACAAAGCCCCUACAGAAAAAUCACAACAAAGAGCAUCUACAGACAAUGAAGAACAGCUACAAUUUCCAUUGGAACUUUGCUCUGAUCCACUUGCUUCUCAACCGUUCUCACCAGCUAAAGAAGCCCUGGAGGGUGCAAGUUCCCUCACACGUCUGCCUGCUGCUCAGAGAGACAGAUGCAACAGCUGGAUAGAGCUCAUUAAACUGAAAGCUCAGACCAUAAGGCGCGGAUCAAUUAAGACAACUGCUUCACUUGAUAAAACAAGUCCAUUGGCUGAGGGAUACUUACGGCACCGUUCUGUUCCAUCAUGCACCAAUUCUACCGUCUCGGUUGUUAAGAUGACACCUCUUUCUUUUCUACCUGGGGCAAAAAUAACCAAAUAUCUUGGGAUAAUCAACAUGUUUUUUAUACGAGAAACCACUUCUUUGCGUGAGGAGGGUGGUGUCAGUGGUUUUCUCCAUGCGUUUAUUGCUGAAGUGUUUGCAAUGGUGAGAGCUCAUGUUGCAGCUUUAGGGGGGAAUGCCGUUGUCUCAUACAUAAUGAAGCAGUGCGUUUUUAUGGAGAAUCCAAACAAAAAUCAGGCCCAGUGUUUAAUAAAUGUAAGUGGCGAUGCAGUUAUCUUCGUACGUGAGUCUGAGUUAGAAAUGUUACCAGUACAGCCUUCUACAGUUGUUUCUCAACCCACAAGUUCUGGAGGAGAUGUCACAACGUGA